UUAGGCUUGCAAUACGCGUGCGAAUUGGGCAGGCACGCAGACCUGGUAGUGGCAUAUCCCUCUUUCUUUAAAAGUACAGCACUGUUUUUUCUUUUUCUUCUUCAUAAACACUGCAAAUAUCUACAAGUCGCAAAUAAAGUGAACGAAAUAAAUGUCUGUAAGAAUAUGUAGUGUUAAAACAUUUUAAAUAAGAAAAGAGUGCUUCGCUAUGAAUUCAUGAAACCAAACGAACCCUACUGUAUUGGUCGUGGUGGAAAAAGAAGAGAGAAGAUGGCUUGUGGACUAUUUUCUUCCUUUGAACGAGACGUUAGGGCAAGUUCGAGACUGCUGCAAGGGACGUUUUCCGACUUCACCGACUCUGGCACGUCCAAUGCAGACAAAUAUGCCAGUGUUGUUUCUGAAAUGGGAGCACCGACUGCUAUUAACCAGGAGGCGGUUCAGGCGGCGGUGGAGAUUAUUAUGACAAGAUUUACAGGCAUUGCUAUCAUAAUUGAGGAAGCAGUGAAGGCAGCAGUGGAAAUCCUAACAGCAAGAUUUAGAGGAUGCUUUGAUCGAAAAUUCGCUGAUUUUCAGCUCGAAUUGUCAGUGAAGGACAAAGAAAUUGAUAUUCUGAAGCUACAACUGGAAGUCUUCAAGAGUGAACUGAGUGCACUCCAGAGGCAUCAUGAACCUGAAGGCAAGUCGAUGGAGGAGGCGGCAACUGCUCAAGCCGCAGAGAACGAAAAUGAAUUAUUUUCUAUGAAGGAGGAAGUACAGAAUGGUGGUGAUUUGGAAAAGGAAUCUGUUGCUUCUCUCCAAGAAGACAAAGGAAGAGUGACUGAACAAAGCUGCAGAUAUGCAGAAGAUGAACAUUCUGUAAUAAACCUCCCAGUCCAUGGAGAUGGUGGGUUAUGGCACCAAUUUGUUCAAAUUAAGGAAGAGACGAGUACCCCGGACACAGCCCUGAUUAAAGAGGAAAUUUGUGAAGAAGGUGCUCUCAAUCCUAAAAUCCAAGGCAGUGAACUUGAGUCUUGCUGCAUGUCAGACAAUGAGUCUCCUAGUCUGCAGCCUGCAUCGGCUUAUGGAAGUCCUGAAGCAGAUGUGCCAGUCAGGCAGAUGUCGAUUCACAGAAGAUGCUGCUCCCCUCAGCUGCCAAAUGACAGAGAGCAGCAAGAGAUUAAGACACCCGCGAGAGAUUCUAACAGGAAAGCUCAAUUAUCAGCUGCCCAGCAGUCCCACAAUAGGCUUUAUUUAUCCAGUGCCCUGGGAAUCUCUACCUGCAUUCUUGAACCUCUCAGUCUGGACCAUUUUCUUACUUUGAAAUGGUUGACAAAUACAGACACAGAUCAUGCUAUUCCAGGGUCAGAGAACAUGGUAUGGGUUAAAACUCAGGAGCCCUGCAACAGGACAGUGACACAAAAAUUAAAUUAACUAUACAGACUUGUGAUAAGAACUGAUCUUUGGAAAAGCGCAGAAAUCUGCUGUUGAAAAAGAGAAUCAGGCAAACAUUCAAGAGUGACAACAGAUGGAGAGAGGACCACCAGGAAGGUUCAAAUCACUUCUAGAUGGCAGUAGGAAAUGCUUGUAGACUGUCAUAAUUGCUGAGCAUUGUGCAACCAAGGAUUAAGGAA
This is a messenger RNA of Polypterus senegalus (gray bichir), 1610 nucleotides long. RefSeq lists its product as uncharacterized. The transcript has 3 exons. Lineage: Eukaryota; Metazoa; Chordata; Cladistia; Polypteriformes; Polypteridae. Bases 217 to 1410 code for a protein of 397 amino acids. The record is from RefSeq and is a predicted model, not a curated record.